AUGUUGCAACAUUUGAGGCCAUUAUCUCGUUCGUUGAUAUUAAAUCCUAAAAGCAAAUCAACUUUCUUUCAAAAUUCAAAUAUUUUCCUUAGACAACGCCAAGUAUCAUGGGUUCAAACAAAAACUGAGGAAGUUCAAACUGGUGAUUAUCCUGACCUACCCACUAAAUUAUAUUUACAUAGACCACCAUUGGGCUGGGAUGAUAUACAAGAAAGAAGAAAUAUUGGAGAACCGAUUUCAGAAGAAUUUGACGCAUUAAGCGUUUGGAGUUUUGAUGCUUAUAAAGGAGAUACUUUUAAAUGUUUUAGACAUUUGUGUUAUUUCGGUUUUGCUAUUGGAGUGACUACUUUUAUAAUUUAUGUAACUUUACCAGAAGAUAAAGCGGUUAAAAAAACAUAUCCUUAUAAUGGAUUAUUAGUUGAAUUAGGAGGUAAUCCAUCCAAACCAGAAGAUAAAUAUUUAGCAGUACGAUCAGGAACUUAUGGAUCGGUUAAAGAGGCGGUGAAUAUAGAUACAGGAGAAAAAGUAGCUAUAAAAAUUAUCAAGAAACGUAAAGUAAAAAAUCAAGAAUCAAUAUCAAGAUCAAAAAUAUUUGUAAAAUUUGUUGAUAUAGAAGCAGCAAUUAAAGCCAAAAAAGAUUUGAAUGGCAGAUUUUUUGGUGGUCGAUCAGUUUCUGCGAAAUAUUUUGAUGAAGCAAGAUUUGAUAAAUUAGAUCUUGCUCCCACUCCAGCAGAAUUAGAUAAUUGGUGA
Messenger RNA from Entrophospora sp. SA101, 750 nucleotides. The record is from the annotation of a GenBank genome assembly. NCBI's taxonomy places the organism in Eukaryota, Fungi, Glomeromycota, Glomeromycetes, Entrophosporales, Entrophosporaceae.